ACUCUAAAUGGACCCUCGCCCUGGGGUUUCAGGCUCGUGGGUGGAAAGGAUUUUAGCACACCUUUAACAAUUUCAAGGAUCACCCCUGGAAGUAAAGCUGCUCAGGCUGACCUAUGCCCAGGAGAUAUCAUCCUCUCUAUAAAUGGAGACCAUACUGAAAGCAUGACACAUAUGGAGGCUCAGAACAGGAUCAAGGCGUGUGCUGACCAGCUCAUUCUAUCAAUCAACAGGUCCGAAACAAAGAUUUGGUCUCCAACUGUUACAGAAGACAGCAGAGCAAAUCCUUUUAAAUUCAGCUUGGAGUCAGAACCUCAGGAUUUUGGGCCUUUCAGAAGUGGACACAACAGAAGACCAGCCCCCUUUGUGCAUGAUGGGCCUAUGAAUAAUGGCAGUUCAAAACCAAAUGCACAGUACAAUAAUCCCAUGGGACUUUAUGCAAACAACAACAACAACAACAACGAAACCUCUUUGCCCAAGCAAAUAGGCAGACUCAGUAUCAGUUCUCCACAGAGUCCAGAACCACGGAUACAUUCCCCAAACCCCAGAAAUGGUGUUGACACAGAGUCUGACGUCUACAAGAUGCUUCAGCAUAGUGAUUAUGAGUCAUCAUCAGAACCAAAGCAGUCUGGGUCCUUCAGAUAUUUACAGGGAAUACUUGAUGCUGAGGAUACUGGCGAAAAACCAGAAAGACCAGCCGUCACCAAAAGUGUGAAAUCCCCAGUACAUAAAGUGGGUAGCAGCGUGCCUGGACUGCAGAAGCUCCCUGAGUGUACCAGAUGUGGGAAUGGCAUUGUUGGUACAAUAGUGAAAGCACGGGACAAGCUUUACCACCCCGAGUGCUUUAUGUGUGACGACUGUGGCUUGAACCUGAAACAGCGCGGGUAUUUCUUCAUUGAAGAGCGGCUCUACUGUGAGAACCAUGCAAUGGCUAGAGUCCAGCCUCCAGAGGGUUAUGAUGUCAUAGCUGUUUACCCCAACUCUAAAGUCGAACUGGUCUAAGUUUGCGCAUUAACAUUGAAAUUUUACUAUUAUUAUUUUUUGUUUGUUUGCGUAAAUUAACUAUUAAUGUUCUGUCCUCUUGAAUUAGGAUAUCCAGUUACUCAUAAAUAAUAAUUUGGUUAUCCAUGGAGUAUCUUCAUUCCUAUUUAGUAGAGUAGUGCAUUUCUUAUAUUUUGUAUUAUUCAGAAUUAAAUAUCUCAUCCUUUUUUUUUAAACGCACGUUUAGUACUAAAAUCAUAGUGUCAUAAAUUCUUUGUUAAAGGAGGCAACAGGCUUUAAAAAAUAAUGGCACUUUAUCCUGCAUUUGAUAAAGUGUGUUUUGAUCAAUAUAUCUGAAUAAUAAAUAGUUAAUUAAACAGUAAAAUGCACAUUCUAUUCCAGUGGGCAAGCUUUUUUUGUCUUAUCACAGGCUGUAAGACUGGUUGUGUAGAUAUGAAUUCCUGCAUCGCUCCAUGUGCUAAUGAUUAAAAUAGACGUCCUAACAAUCCUGCUAAAGCUUUGUCAACCUAAUUGUUUGUUUGAGCAACACAGCUUUCAGUAUUGGAUACAUUGGAUUUUGAAACUCAGUUGAUGCCAAACCAAAAUCUGUCAAAUUUCCUUACAUGUUGAAAUUGUAUAACAGACUUCUGGCGAAGUGCACAGCCUUCUAGUUAAAUGUGCACGCUUUUAACUCUGCUUCUUCAACUGACAGAGACAGAGACAGUGCCAUCAUUAUAAUUGAUCGUUACAUUUUAAUUCAGUAAUCAAAGUAGUUCAUUGUAUUUUUUAAAGAUGUUACAAGAUGACAAGUUUGGAUGGUUCUUAUUAAAUAACCCCAAUCAGUCUAAAUUGUGCUGCUAUGUGUUUUCGUAACUAUAGUCCUGAUUGAUUUUGUGAUCAAAAGGGUAUAAAUAUUACUAUGUUUUGAUUGGUUAUGUAACUGAUAUGACCGGCUUUGAAUGAUUUCAAAGGUUAAACUUUGAAGAGCAUUUGUACAACACAUAAAAAAAAAAUAGAAAGAGGUUUGGCUUAAUUAAAAUCUGAAAUAAGUGAUUCUCACAAAACCCAGCAGGCUAUAGGAAUUUCUGACCAUUAGCAGUGAAGUGUAACCAAUUCAGUGUGUUUUAAAAGUGUUUUAAAUGCACAAAAUACAAACCUUUUCCAACUGAAACAAUGAAAUUGGUAGUUUUGUUUUCACCCCUCUAAUAAUGUUAUUUUACAUACUUUUUUGAAGUUCUGCUUGUAUGUUGUACUGAGUGUUUGCAAAUAAAAAUAACUGUUGAAA
This is a messenger RNA of Polyodon spathula (Mississippi paddlefish), 2263 nucleotides long. RefSeq names its product PDZ and LIM domain 4 (gene pdlim4). Gene Ontology annotation, biological process: heart development; muscle structure development; actin cytoskeleton organization. Gene Ontology annotation, molecular function: muscle alpha-actinin binding; actin binding. The transcript has 7 exons. The annotation marks the transcript as partial. NCBI's taxonomy places the organism in Eukaryota, Metazoa, Chordata, Actinopteri, Acipenseriformes, Polyodontidae. Gene Ontology annotation, cellular component: adherens junction; Z disc; filamentous actin. The record is from RefSeq and is a predicted model, not a curated record.